Spea bombifrons (plains spadefoot toad) is the source of this 1785-nucleotide messenger RNA. It is a transcript of the gene SLC35E2B, whose product is annotated as solute carrier family 35 member E2B. The record is from RefSeq and is a predicted model, not a curated record. Lineage: Eukaryota; Metazoa; Chordata; Amphibia; Anura; Pelobatidae. Gene Ontology annotation, molecular function: antiporter activity. Gene Ontology annotation, cellular component: Golgi apparatus. The coding region runs from base 266 to 1477 and encodes 403 amino acids. The transcript is spliced from 9 exons.
CAAACCACUCUUUUCUGAAUCCUACUGUCUUUCUGGAUUCAGUCCAGAACCCAGCGGUGGCAGAAGAAUGCAUGCGCGGAGGAGCCAGCGCUGCCCCCGGCUGCCAGGACCUAAGGUGUAUUCUGUAAUUAGCCUCUGAAGUUAUCGUUUAGGGGGGGGGAGUCAUUUUGAGAUGACGCGGAGAGGACAGAGUGAGCCUUUUUAAAAUAAUAACUAAAUCCCCGUGUACCCGGCGACCCGGGCCGAUGACACGUUUCCGUGGACAAUGACCAUCAAGAUGUCAACGGCAGGGAACACACAGUCCCCCGAGGACACAAAGUGCCUCCUGUCUCCGGAUAAAGCGAAAGCAAAGGGAUCGCUCUUCUCUCACUGGACUGAAAAGAUGGUGAUCACGCGCAGCGACAGCGUGCCCGAUGAGAACGUUCUGAAAAUCACCAUCACCGAGACAACCGUUAUCGAGUCGGACCUGGGAGUCUGCAAUUCCCGGGCGCUCACCUACCUCGCACUGUGGUUUUUCUUCAGCUUCUGUACACUUUUCCUCAACAAGUACAUUCUGACGUUACUGGAAGGGGAGCCGAGCAUGCUAGGUGCUGUCCAGAUGCUUUCCACCACCUUUAUUGGCUGCAUCAAGAUGUUCAUUCCCUGCUGUCUGUAUCAGCACAAACCCCGGCUUAGUUACCCUUCAAACUUCAUCAUGAUUAUGGUUUUUGUGGGUAUUAUGAGGUUCGCCACUGUGGUUCUAGGACUCGUGAGCUUGAAGAAUGUGGCGGUUUCUUUUGCGGAAACGGUUAAAAGCUCAGCUCCAAUAUUUACGGUCAUAAUGUCUAGACUUAUAUUGGGAGAAUACACCGGAAUGAUAGUGAACCUAUCUCUUCUCCCAGUCAUGGCUGGGUUGGCACUCUGCACUGCUAGUGAAAUCAGCUUUAACAUACUGGGCUUCUCUGCUGCUCUGUCUACAAACAUCAUGGACUGUUUGCAGAAUGUCUUCUCGAAGAAACUUCUAAGUGGAGAUAAAUAUAAAUUUUCACCUCCAGAGCUCCAGUUUUACACCAGCGCGGCAGCAGUGAUCAUGCUUAUUCCUACAUGGAUAUUUCUCAUGGACAUGCCACUGAUUGGUAAAAGUGCAAGGAAGUUCACUUACAAUUGGGAUAUCAUUGUGCUGCUUCUUAUCGAUGGCGUUUUGUUCCAUCUACAAAGCGUCACUGCAUAUGCACUCAUGGGGAAGAUCUCACCGGUCACCUUCAGUGUUGCCAGCACCGUGAAGCACGCACUUUCCAUUUGGCUCAGUAUUAUUGUUUUUGGUAAUAAAAUCACCAGCCUUUCUGCGAUUGGGACUGUUUUAGUAAUCAUUGGAGUCAUGCUCUAUAACAAGGCCAGGCAGCAUCAGAGAGAAUCGUUUCGCACGUUGAGCGCACAUGCAACUAGCGAAGACUCUGAAACUCUCAUAGGACCAGAGCAGAAAUCUCAUGGAAAAUAAUCUGCCAUGCCCUUACAGCCAUUAAUUCUGCCACCAAGUUCCCCAUUUCAUUCUCUUCUGUUCCUCCACAUCCCAAGCCAGUGGACCAUUAAUUAAAAGCACUUUCAUUGGAGGCAUCCAUUGGUUUAUAAGUGGUUUCCCACAUAGGGACACUUCUUGUUCAAAGCUAAAAACAUUGACCUUUUACGAGCCGGAUCAUAAUCACAAAGCAUCAUGUCUUAUUUAGACCCUACUGGCAUCCAUACAAACCACAAAUAUGAAGACCGCCCCAGAGGAUAUAUAUAUAUUCAGUGAUGUACUUUCUGGAA